GCUCGUCGCAUCCCAGGGCCGCCAAGGCCAUGGCCGCCUCGGCAGUGACCCCCGGCAGGACGCAGCAGGGACCGGACUCCGGGCAGGUCUCGGCGGGCGCCCCCAGCAGCGCCCCAGACCCCGGCUGCGGAGCGACCGCGGAGGACGACGCGGACGAGGAGGAGCCGGCAGAGAUCCAUCUGUGUGUGCUGUGGAACUCGGGAUUCUUGGGCCUGGCCUACUAUGACGUUAGUGACUCCACCAUCCACUUCAUGCCAGAUGCCCCAGACCAGGAGAACCUCAAGCUUCUCCAGAGAGUUCUGGAUGAAAUCAAUCCCAAGUCCCUUGUUACGAGUGCCAAACAGGAUGAGAGCAUGACUCGGUUUCUUGGAAAGCUAGCCUCCCAGGAGCGCCGACAGCCUAAGAGACCUGAAAUCGUAUUUUUGCCAAGUGUGGAUUUUGGUCUGGAAAUAAGCAAACAGCGCCUCCUUUCUGGAAACUACUCCUUCAUCCCAGACUCCAUGACAGACGCGGAGAAAAUCCUCUUCCUAUCUUCCAUCAUUCCCUUUGACUGUCUUCUCACGGUUCGAGCACUGGGAGGACUGCUCAAGUUCCUGGGUCGAAGAAGAAUUGGAGUUGAAUUGGAAGACUAUAACGUCAGCGUUCCCAUCCUAGGCUUUAAGAAAUUCACGUUGACUCAUCUGGUGAACAUAGAUCAAGACACUUACAGUGUUUUACAGAUAUUUAAGAGUGAGUCUCAUCCCUCGGUGUACAAAGUGGCCAGUGGUGUGAAGGAGGGGCUCAGUCUCUUUGGGAUCCUCAACAGAUGCCGCUGUAAAUGGGGAGAGAAGCUGCUCAGGCUAUGGUUCACACGCCCGACUCAGGACCUGGGGGAACUAAAUUCUCGUCUGGAUGUCAUUCAGUUUUUCAUGCUAUCUCAGAAUCUGGAAAUGGCUCAGAUGUUACAUCGAUUGCUGAGUCAUAUCAAGAAUGUACCUCUGAUUCUGAAACGCAUGAAGUUGUCUCAUACCAAGGUCAGCGACUGGCAGAUACUCUACAAGACUGUGUACAGUGCUCUGGGCCUGAGGGAUGCCUGCCGCUCCUUGCCGCAGUCUAUCCAGCUCUUUCAUGACAUUGCCCAUGAGUUCUCUGAUGACCUGCACCACAUUGCCAGCCUCAUUGGGAAAGUGGUGGACUUUGAGAGCAGUCUUGCUCAAAAUCGCUUCACAGUCCUCCCCAACAUAGAUCCUGAAAUCGACAAGAAAAAACGAAAGCUGAUGGGACUUCCCAGUUUCCUCACUGAGGUUGCUUGGAAGGAACUGGAAAAUCUGGACUCUCGUGUUCCUUCAUGCAGUGUCAUCUACAUCCCUCUGAUCGGCUUCCUCCUCUCCAUUCCCCGCCUGCCUACCAUGGUGGAGGCCAGUGACUUUGAGAUCGAGGGCCUGGACUUCAUGUUUCUUUCGGAGGAGAAGCUCCACUAUCGUAGUGCUCGAACCAAGGAGCUGGAUGCAUUGCUGGGGGACCUGCACUGCGACAUCCGGGACCAGGAAUCCCUGUUGAUGUACCAGCUGCAGUGUCAGGUGCUGGCGCGAGCAACUGUCUUGACCCGAGUGUUGGACCUUGCCUCCCGCCUGGACGUCCUGCUGGCUCUUGCCAGUGCUGCCCGGGACUAUGGCUACUCGAGGCCCCGUUACUCCCCCCAACUCCUUGGGGUACGAAUCCAGAAUGGCAGACACCCUCUGAUGGAGCUCUGUGCCCGAAUCUUCGUGCCCAACUCUACAGAAUGUGGUGAGGACAAAGGCAGAGUCAAAGUCAUCACUGGGCCCAAUUCCUCAGGGAAGAGCAUAUACCUCAAACAGGUGGGCUUGAUCACGUUUAUGGCCCUGGUGGGCAGCUUUGUGCCAGCAGAAGAAGCCGAAAUUGGGGCAGUGGAUGCCAUCUUCACCCGAAUUCAUAGCUGCGAGUCUGUCUCCCUUGGCCUCUCCACCUUCAUGAUCGACCUCAAUCAGGUGGCGAAAGCUGUCAACAACGCCACACAGCAUUCGCUGGUCCUCAUUGAUGAAUUUGGAAAGGGAACCAACACGGUGGAUGGGCUGGCGCUUCUGGCCGCAGUGCUCAGAUACUGGCUGGCGCUUGGACCCAUGUGCCCCCACGUCUUUGUAGCCACCAACUUUCUGAGCCUUGUUGCGCUGCAGCUGCUCCCACAAGGGCCGCUUGUGCAUUAUUUGGCCAUGGAGACUUGUGAGGAUGGCGACGAUCUUGUCUUCUUCUAUCAGGUUUGCCAAGGUGUGGCCAGCGCCACCCAUGCCUCCCACACAGCCACCCAGGCCGGGCUUCCUGACAAACUCAUUGCUCGUGGCAAGGAGGUCUCUGACUUGAUACUCAGUGGAAAACCCAUCAAGCCCAUCAAGGCAUUACUAAAGGAGAAGCAAAUGGUGACUUGCCAGACAUUGGUAGAUAAGUUUCUGAAAUUGGAUCUGGAAGAUCCCAGCCUGGACCUGGACAUUUUCAUGAGUCAGGAGGUGCUGCCUGCCGCCGCCGCCAUCCUCUGAGUCUUGCUGGGCCGCCUGCCUCCUUCCCCUGGCCAGGGGCGGCCAUGCCCCGCUUCCUUCACCUCCUGCAGACAAGAGCUCUCACUUUCCUGGGAAUUUUGUUUCAUGUUAGGAAUAAAGUUUAUUUUAGAAAA
This is a messenger RNA of Condylura cristata (star-nosed mole), 2665 nucleotides long. RefSeq names its product mutS homolog 5 (gene MSH5). Gene Ontology annotation, molecular function: ATP binding; mismatched DNA binding; ATP-dependent DNA damage sensor activity. NCBI's taxonomy places the organism in Eukaryota, Metazoa, Chordata, Mammalia, Eulipotyphla, Talpidae. The record is from RefSeq and is a predicted model, not a curated record. Gene Ontology annotation, cellular component: nucleus. Gene Ontology annotation, biological process: chiasma assembly; mismatch repair. The coding region runs from base 30 to 2531 and encodes 833 amino acids. The transcript has 25 exons.